Molecule: messenger RNA, 1607 nt
Organism: Diceros bicornis minor
Lineage: Eukaryota; Metazoa; Chordata; Mammalia; Perissodactyla; Rhinocerotidae
Gene: IL5RA
Product: interleukin 5 receptor subunit alpha
Exons: 12
Coding region: 345-1607 (420 amino acids)
Biological process (GO): cytokine-mediated signaling pathway; immunoglobulin mediated immune response
Cellular component (GO): membrane; external side of plasma membrane
Molecular function (GO): protein binding; cytokine receptor activity
Source: RefSeq, a predicted model, not a curated record
GGCACCUCGAGAUGGUCUUAGAGAAGCCCUCUUGCCGUCCCAUCGGAGAGCAAACUGCCUGUGAGUUUUCAACCAUUACAGCUGUGAUGAUGAAACAGUGAAGAAGAACCGCCUCUAGUCAAAAAGUGCACCCAGAGAUAAGGUUCAUUUUCAAUGCCCUGCGGCGGCGUCUGCUGGCAUGGCCACUGCACUUCUCAGGCCAGGCACAUUUAGCAUCUGCCCUGUGCCUGAUACUGUGCUAGGUGCUGGGGCUGCAACCACGGGCACAAACAGGAUGGAGAAGGUGCUGGCACUCUGCUAUUGAGUACGGUCAUCGGAAACUAGAGGAUCGCCAGAGACAGGAUAUGAUCAUCAUGGCACCCGCAUUACUGAUUCUUUUGGGGGCCACAGUGAUACUACAGGUAGAUUUACUUCCUGAUAAAAAAUUUGUACUUCUCCCACCUGUCAAUUUCACCAUUAAAGUUACUGGUUUAGCUCAAGUUCUUUUACGUUGGGAACCAAAUCCUGAUCAAGAGCAAAGGAAUGUUAAGCUGGGAUAUCGUGUGAAAAUAAAUGCUCCACAAGAGGAAGACUAUGAAACCAGGAACACUGAAAGCAAACGUGUAACCAUCCUUCAUAAAGGCUUUUCAGCAAGUGUGCAGACCAUCCCGUGGAGUGACCCCUCCCCCGCAGCAAGCAGCUGGGUGUCUGCUGAUCUUAAAGCCCCACCAGGUUCUCCUGGAACCUCAAUUGUGAAUUUAACUUGCAUCACAAACACUGCAGCAAAUAAUUAUACACAUUUAAGGCCAUACCAAGUUUCUCUUCACUGCACCUGGCUUGUUGGCAAGGAUGCCCCUGAGGAUACACAGUAUUUCCUCUACUAUAGGUAUGGCUCUUGGACCGAAGAAUGCCAAGAAUACGGCAAAGACACACUGAAGAGAAAUAUUGCAUGCUGGUUCCCAAGGACUUUUAUCAAUAGCAAAGGGCGUGACUCACUUGCAGUGCAUGUUAAUGGCUCAAGCCAGCAUGCUGUGAUCAAGCCAUUUGAUCAGCUGUUUGCUCUUCAUGCAAUUGAUCGAGUAAAUCCUCCAGUAAACAUCACAGUGGAGAUUGAAGGAACCUCUCUCUCUAUCCAAUGGGAGAAACCAGUUUCUGCCUUUCCAGUCCAUUGCUUUGAUUAUGAAGUGAAAAUUUACAACACAAGGAAGGGUUAUUUUCAGACAGAAAAAAUGACGGCCAAUGCAUUCAUCUCAGUAAUUGAUGAUAUUUCUAAGUAUUCCAUUCAAGUGAGGGCAGCAGUUCGCUCUGUGUGCAGAGCGAUGGGGCCCUGGAGCGAGUGGAGUCAGCCUAUUUAUGUGGGAAAUGAUGAACAGAAGCCCUGGACAGAAUGGUUUCUUAUUGUGCUUAUAGCAACCAUCUGCUUCCUCUUGUUAAUUUUCUCACUCAUCUGUAGAAAAUGUCACUUAUGGACCAAAUUGUUUCCACCAGUUCCAGCACCAAAAAGUAAUGUUCAAGAUUUCUUUGUAACCACCCACUAUGAGAAAACUGGUUCCAAUGAAACAGAAAUUGAAGUCAUAAGUUAUGUGGAAGAGCCUGGAUUUGAGACCCUAGAAGAUUCCGUGUUUUGA